AUGUCUUCUACCGUGUCAGAACUACACCGAAAGAGAGGAAAUCAAUUUUUCGCUAAAGUAAAACAAGAAGAAAAUGCUGCACCGGUACUUCGUCGUGGUCGUCUCGAUGAUGCUUUAAAAUCCUAUAAUCAAGCAUUAGCUACAAGUACUACCAAUGACGAAUAUGCGUCGGCCUAUAAAAAUCUUGCUGUACUACACGCCUAUCAUGUUAAUAAUCCAGUCAAGAACUUAACAACUGAAAAAGAUGUUCAAUAUUGUCAGAAAGAGUGCAUCAAUUCAUUCGGACAAGCAUACACAUACGGUAAAAAGACUCAUUGUUAG
Messenger RNA from Adineta ricciae, 321 nucleotides. NCBI's taxonomy places the organism in Eukaryota, Metazoa, Rotifera, Eurotatoria, Adinetida, Adinetidae. The record is from the annotation of a GenBank genome assembly.